Molecule: messenger RNA, 1563 nt
Organism: Didymodactylos carnosus
Lineage: Eukaryota; Metazoa; Rotifera; Eurotatoria; Philodinida; Philodinidae
Source: the annotation of a GenBank genome assembly
AUGUGUAAGUGUGCACCGGGAUUUACCGGUCACAAUUGCGAUCGUCUAUUGAAUGUAUGUGCUGAUGGAUCAAAGUGCGAAAACAAUGGGACAUGUUUACAAACGGGACCAGGGACACACAGAUGUUUAUGUACGACAAAUUGGAAUGGAACGGUUUGUACCGAUGAUGUGGAUGAAUGCCAACCAUUACCAUCCCAAACAUGUCUGCAUGGUGGUACUUGUUCAAAUACUAUUGGAAGUUUUCACUGCCAUUGCGUUUCUGGAUGGGGAGGAAUGAUUUGUGAUACUCAUAUCGAUGUAUGCAAUGGCGGUGCUUUGACUUGUCAAAAUAACGGUACCUGUUAUGAUCAAGGCGGUGGUAUUUUUGUGUGCCAUUGUACACCAUUAACAACAGGCCCAAAUUGUGAUGUUGACGUCGAUGAAUGCACGACACCCAGCGUCUGUAAAAAUGGCGCGACAUGCUUUAACCUUUGGGGAAAUUUUAUAUGUACAUGUGCACCAGGAUGGCAGGGAAGAACCUGCGAACAGGACAUAGAUGAGUGCGCGUUAGGCUCGUAUACAUGUGGUAUUAAUGCCGAUUGUCUAAAUUUGAAUGGGACGUGGACUUGUGUUUGUUCCCAGUACUACAUUGGUAAUCCCUUUGUCAAUUGUACCGUGUUUGAUUAUUGUACACCAAACCCAUGUGAAAUACAAAGCCUCUUGCAUCCCUGGGGUAAUCGAACAACAUGUUUAAUAGUCGGUCCGGGUAGUUACAAUUGUUCAUGUAAACAUCCUACAGCUGAAUUAUCAAUUUAUGUACAAAAUUUAUGUGUGGAUAUUGAUGAAUGUGCAACUGAUACUCAUUUUUGUAAUAAAACGAAGUCGAGAUGUGUCAAUACCGAUCCACAUUAUGAUUGUGAAUGUUUACCGGGUUUCUUUGAUAACAUUACAAAUGUAGUUUAUCCAAUAACAUUACCGGUACAUUAUCCAAUUGUUGAUAGAUGUUUUGAUCUCGAUGAAUGUAAAUAUCCACAGAAUUAUUCUUGUCCAAUAAAUUCCUUGUGUAUAAAUUUAUGGGGCUCUUACACGUGUCCGUGUAUCGAUGAUUUUUUCCUGUAUCAAAACAGCUGUGUCCCUGUUAAUCCAUGUACAUGGGCUUAUUGCACAAUGUACAGUCAUUGUGUGGAAUUACUAGAUUAUAAUUAUGUGUGUAAAUGUGAUAACGGUUUUCAAGUGUUAAGUGGUCAAUGUGUGGAUAUUGAUGAAUGCUCGAUGAGAAAACGAUGUACAAUACCGGGAAUGUUGUGUGUGAAUACAUUGGGUGGUUAUCAAUGUGAAUGUGCUAUUAAUCAAACAUGUUCAUUUCAAGCACAAAGUAAAUUUCAAAAAAAUGCUGUCUGGGGUUUAGCAGGAUUAGGUGGACUUUUUAUCGUCAUUGCAGUAGUAUCAAUAAUUUUAAGUUGGGAAAAAUUAAAUUGUGGAAAAACUAGACGACAACCAUCACAAAAAACUUCGUACGAAGAUAUGUUAACGAAUGAUCGAUCUAUGACAGAUGUAUCAUUGACGUAUUAUGGGGGAUCGUAA